AUCUGAGUCUCACUGUCGUCUGUCUGUGUAAGAGUGAACAACAGUCCAAAUGACUCAGCAGGGAGUUCUGCUGGACCAGGACCAGUUCUGUUGUUCUGUCUGUCUGGAUCUACUAAAGGAGCCGGUGGUUAUUCCUUGUGGACACAGUUACUGUAGAAGCUGUAUUGAGGGCUACUGGGAUCAGGAUGAUCAGGACAUCUACAGCUGUCCUCAGUGCAAGCAGACCUUCACUCCGAGGCCUACUCUGAGGAAAAAUAACAUGUUGGCUGAGGUGGUGGAGAAACUGAAGAAGACAGGACUCCAGGCUGCUCCCCCUGCUCUGUUCUAUGCUGGACCUGGAGAUGUGGCGUGUGAUUUCUGCACUGGGACCAGAAAGCAGAAAGCCCUCAUGUCCUGUCUGGUGUGUCUGGUGUCUUACUGCGAGACUCACCUCCAACCUCACUAUGAAUCUCCUGGUUUCAAGAAGCACACAUUGGUUAAAGCCACCACACAACUACAGGAGAAGAUCUGUUCUCAUCAUGACAAACUGCUGGAGGUUUACUGUCGUACCGAUCAACAGUGUAUCUGUUAUCAGUGUGUGAUGGAUGAACAUAAAGGCCAUGAUACAGUGUCAGCUGCAGCAGAGAGGACUGAGAAACAGAGUCAGCUGGGGAUGAGUCAGCAGAAGGUCCAGCAGAGAGUCCAGGAGAGAGAAAAGGUGCUGAAGGAGCUCCAACAGGCUGUGGAGUCUCUCAAGCGCUCUUCAAAUGCAGCAGUGGAGGACAGUGAGAGUAUCUUUACUGAGCUGAUCCACUCCAUGGAGAGAAGGCGCUCUGAGGUGAAAGAGCUGAUCAGAGCUCAGGAGAAGGCUGAAGUUAGUCGAGCUAAAGGACUCCUGGAGCAACUGGAGCAGGAGAUAGCUGAGCUGAGGAGGAGAGCUGAUAAGCUGGAGCAGCUCUCACACACAGAGGAUCACAUUCAUUUCCUUCAGAGUUAUCAGUCUCUCUCCAGUCCCAGUGUAUCUUCAGACUUACCCAGCAUCGUUGUCUUUCCUCUUCAAUACUUUGAAGAUGUGAGUAAAUCUGUGUCUGAGCUGAGAGAGAAAGUAGAAGACCUCCUUAAAGGAGAAUGGACCAAGAUCUCCAUUAUAGGGAUGGCCGAUCAUAACAACCACAGCUCCCAGAUGGGGUUGAGGAGGAGAAGGGCUGAGGAGGAGAAGAGGUCGUGCUGCUCUCUCUCUGAGCUGAAGAAAGUCCCUAAGUGUUACGUGGAGCUGGAUCCACUGUCCUUCAGCAGAACUCACACCGUCCUCAUAGAUGUGAAUGAGUUAUGCCAUAAAAUGACAUUGAAAGCUCAGCCUGGACAGCAUGUGUGGAACAGGGACUUUGUUAAGAUGCCCUGCUCACCAGAAAGCCACAUCAAGACUGGAUCGUUAACCAGCUCUGAGGCAGGUCUGUGGGAGGUGGUCUCUAAACAGCUGGUGAGUCUGGCCAAGAAGACCACUGCAUCAGUGGGUGACGUAGAGAAAGCCAUAAAGAAAUACAACCCAAAGUAUGAAAACCAAUGGUCCUUUGAUGCCCUGCACACCUUUGUUCAGGAAGCGCCUAAAGAAGAGAACUACUACACAUCUGUUUUUCCAAAGAUAGCAGAGCUGGCCUCCAGACUGCCUCACUAUAUCAAGAAGGCCAUUCCCCUGCUCCAGAGAGGCCAGACUCAUUCCAUCACGUUGUCCCAGAGUCAGAUAGCUUGUCUGCUGGCCAAUGCCUUCUACUGCACCUUCCCCCACCGCAACUCCCCCAACCCCAGAGCAGAGUACAACAACUACCCCACCAUCAACUUUAACAGUCUGUUUGGAAAGUGGUCUGAGAGGAAGAGAGAGAAGCUGAGAGCCAUCCUUCAUUACUUCCACACUGUCACAGACCAAGCGACCAGGCCCAGUGGACUGGUGACCUUUGAGAAGCGCUACAUCAGCGACAGAGACAUGCCCAACUGGGGGAGUUGUAAGGUGACUGUUCCUAAACUCCACGUCACCUCAGCAGGCUGCAUAGAGGAACAGGGAACAGGGAUGCUACAGGUGGACUUUGCCUGUAACAUGAUAGGAGGUGGAGUGUUGGGCUCAGGUCUGGUUCAAGAGGAGAUUCUGUUCCUGAUGAACCCAGAACUCAUCGUAUCUCGACUCUUCACUGAGAGACUAGGAGACAACGAGUGUCUCUUCAUCACAGGCUCUCAACAGUUCAGUCAGUACAGUGGCUACAGCGACUCUUUUAAGUGGAAAGGGCCUCACAGAGACAACAUUGAGAGGGAUGAAUGGCAGAGGCUACACAGGCAGAUUGUAGCCAUGGAUGCUCUCCACUUCAGACACCAGAGAGAACAGUACAACAUGAGACAGGUCACCAGGGAACUCAACAAGGCGUACUGUGGCUUUAAGGCAGGUGACAACACUCACCCAGACCUCCUUCCUGACAUCGCCACGGGCAACUGGGGCUGCGGAGCCUUCAAUGGAGACCCCAAACUUAAAGCUCUGAUCCAGCUGAUGGCUGCAGCCAGGGCCCAGAGGGGCGUGGCCUUCUUCACCUUGAAGAACUUCAGCUUGGAGAGAGAGCUGCAGAACAUGCACCAACUACUGGUCACACACAGAACUACAGUGGGUAAACUGUAUGAGUUGCUGGAUGACUACUGUGCUGUGAUACAGUUGGCUCACACACACGUGGACCUGUUUGACUGGAUCAGGAACACCCUGGAACACAGGAGUCAGCUGUGAGGACACAUCUCAAUACUCUAAAGGAGCUUCCUUUCCUUGUCUCCUUUCCUUUUUAUCAUUAUUGAGAUGCACCCCAGAGAUAGAGUGGCUCUAUGAAUGAUCUGUGGAUAGAAACAUGGUACAAUUCCAAGUAGUGGUUGAUUAUGAAUGUGUUUGUCUUUUCACUACUACACUGUUCCUAAAUCAAACUAAUAAAGUAUACAGGGCUUUCUAACUGCUGCACACAGAAUAAAAUGAUGUCAGCUAAAUCAGAGGUCCUGCUUUUUGAUGUACCCCCUUGAUGAUAGCCAACAACUUAACCAGCAUUAUGCACAUGAAGUGUAGUGUAAAAUACUCUAGAAUUAUUAUUUAUUCUUUAAAAAUGAUGAAUAGAUUCCUCUUUAUAAUCCAGUAAUAAAUUCCUCUUUAUUAUCCAGUAAUACAUUCCUCUUUAUAAUCCAGUAAUAAAUUCCUCUUUAUAAUCCA
Molecule: messenger RNA, 3205 nt
Organism: Coregonus clupeaformis (lake whitefish)
Lineage: Eukaryota; Metazoa; Chordata; Actinopteri; Salmoniformes; Salmonidae
Product: poly(ADP-ribose) glycohydrolase-like
Exons: 19
Coding region: 50-2740 (896 amino acids)
Biological process (GO): carbohydrate metabolic process; ATP generation from poly-ADP-D-ribose; regulation of DNA repair
Cellular component (GO): cytoplasm; nucleus
Molecular function (GO): poly(ADP-ribose) glycohydrolase activity; zinc ion binding
Source: RefSeq, a predicted model, not a curated record